AUUAUUUCCUUCUAGACAAGAUGUUUAAAUAUGUGUUAGUGCAGUGUGUCCUAUACCUUAGCGUGAAAGGAUUUAAAGAGAUAAAUUUUCCAAAAGACAGAUGUGAAGGGCUAGAAGAACUGAGAAACCAAAUAGACUGCAAAUUUAAUCCUGAUGAUUAUUUGGAUGUUCCACAGAUCAUAAAAAGACAUGGUUAUCGCUCUGAAUCUCAUAUUUGUGUGACAGAUGAUGGAUAUUUACUAACACUGCACAGAAUACCAGGAAAAAAUGGAAAACAGGGUGAUCAACCUGUGUUACUGCAACAUGGUCUGUUGGGAAGUUCUGCGGACUGGAUUUUAAAUGGAAAUAAUUCUUUAGCCUUUUUAUUGGCUGAUCAAGGUUAUGAUGUCUGGCUUGGAAAUGCAGGAGGAAACACAUAUUCGAGGGGACACGUAUCUCUUCCCAUAUGGAAUGCACAAUAUUGGAACUUUAGUUGGCAUAAAAUGGGAGUUCUUGAUUUACCAACUGAAUUAUACUACAUCAGCAAUACAACAG
This is a messenger RNA of Anoplophora glabripennis (Asian longhorned beetle), 534 nucleotides long. Its product is annotated as lipase 1-like. The transcript is spliced from 2 exons. The record is from RefSeq and is a predicted model, not a curated record. Lineage: Eukaryota; Metazoa; Arthropoda; Insecta; Coleoptera; Cerambycidae. Gene Ontology annotation, biological process: lipid metabolic process. The annotation marks the transcript as partial.